AUGACCUCCAGCUUCCAGCUCUACCGCGGCACCAAGAUCGGCCAGAGCCUGUACCAUGCCCUGUUCGACCUGGUGGAGGCGGGCAAGCUGUCCGAAGAGCUGUCCGAGAAGGUGCUCGCCGAAUUCGACAAGUCGAUGUACCACGCGCUGGAGGAGCGCGUGGUAGAGAAACGGGCGGUCAUCAAAGCGGGCCUGAAGAACUACCGGUACAUCGACAACGUGUGGCAGUUCGUGCUGGACGACGUGCACCUGAGGGUUGCAGCCAAUGGGCGUCCUUCAGGUGGUCAGGUGGAGGAGAGGAUGGACUGUGCCAAAUUGGUGUGUGUGGACAGCAAACUUGUGAUGAAGGACAAGAUGGAGGCGGAAGGGCAGGUGGAAACGCUUCGCUAUGUUGGCAGCCAAGAUGCCCUCGGGGGAGUGAUGGGAGGGCUGCCUGUUGGAGGUGCCAUGCCUGCAGUCCCUGGUGUACAGGAUCAGGCAUAUGUCCAAAGGGCGCCCCAGCUUGGAUACGUGGCCAAUGGUGACGACGAUGCAAAAACGGAGAGCGAGUGA
Molecule: messenger RNA, 552 nt
Organism: Ostreobium quekettii
Lineage: Eukaryota; Viridiplantae; Chlorophyta; Ulvophyceae; Bryopsidales; Ostreobiaceae
Source: the annotation of a GenBank genome assembly